Molecule: messenger RNA, 1476 nt
Organism: Liolophura sinensis
Lineage: Eukaryota; Metazoa; Mollusca; Polyplacophora; Chitonida; Chitonidae
Product: potassium voltage-gated channel subfamily C member 3-like
Exons: 3
Coding region: 1-1476 (491 amino acids)
Biological process (GO): protein homooligomerization; action potential; potassium ion transmembrane transport
Cellular component (GO): presynaptic membrane; postsynaptic membrane; neuronal cell body membrane
Molecular function (GO): protein binding; delayed rectifier potassium channel activity
Source: RefSeq, a predicted model, not a curated record
AUGGCGCACAUGACAUCUAUGGUCGUGUCCACUGUAGGUCAGAUGGAACUGGAUAGCUCUCCCAACGGAAAACAAAACAGAGUAUAUCCUUCCCCAGCAGCCAAGAAAGCCGGAUUCAAAGCCACACUCAACGUGGAAGAGGCUUUCAGUUCGGGAAUGACCACUGGAAACAAUUUGUCCAACCUUAAGGCAUGUGCCGAUGUUUGGACCCUCAACGUCGGCGGGAAGGUAUUUCAAGUGAGGUCCAGCACCCUGCAGAAAAAAGAUCAAGGCGUCUUGAGUCGACUGUCCCCGAGUCACGAUUCCUUCCAGGAGUCGUGUAACCAGUACUUCUUUGACAGAAAUCCUAAGUAUUUCACCGCAAUCUUGGAUUAUUACAGAACUGGCAAGAUGCACGUGAGCCGCGACUUCUGUGGUAGCCAACUGGAAGAGGAGUUGGCGUAUUGGCAGUUAACCGAUGACGUCAUCGGCGAAUGUUGCUGGAGAAGAUACAGCGAUUUGAGAGAAGAGGUGCGUAAAAAUGCUCAGGUGACAAAGGAGUACCUGGACAUAUGUCAGGUCAGACUCUCCCGGCUCAUGGGACUUCCGCUCUGGAAAGAGAGGAUGUGGGUAACCUUGGAUGACCCCUUGUAUUCUUUACCAGCCAGAGUGGUGCUGUUCACUUACCUUUUCUUGGUUCUUGUAUCAUUCACGACGGCAUGCUCAUUAUCGUUUUCUGUGUCUCUUCAUCGGCGCCUGAACCUUUCAAAUGAGUCAAAGAACAACAGUGCUGAAACCGGGAUGUUCAACAUAAAAACCUCAUAUGACAAGGAUUUCAUUCGAAUCAGUCUGCAUUAUGUUGAAUUAGGCUGCCUGUGUGUGUUGUCUUUCUUCUUCGGUGUACGAGCUGUUAUUUGUCCAGACAAAGGCCAGUUUUGGAGAAGCCCUCUAAACAUUCUUGACGCCCUGUACAUAAUUUCUAGUGGAUUGAGCACGUUUCUGUGUUUGCAAUUCUCUGCCACUUUUGUCAUCGGUCUCAACAACUAUAUGAUUGCGUACGCCAUACACCAUUUCACAAUGAUAAUCGGCGUCCUAAGAGUCUUUCGUGCUGCACGCCACUACAGGGGUGUGCGAGAACUAUGGUACGCCAUAAGGGCCAGUUUUCGAGAAGUGUGGCUGUUGUCCAUGUUCGUCACUAUCGGUGUCGUCAUAUUCGGUAUCUUGUUUUACUGCGCGGAUCUGCUCUAUGACGACCAAGUUGACAACGUGUUUGUCGGCUUCUGGUGGGCUUUAAUCACCAUGACAACAGUGGGUUACGGUGACGUCGUGCCACGCCAGCUGAUAGGCUACAUGGUGGCGGCGGUCUGUGCUAUGGUGGGCCUCGUUGUGAUCAGCCUCCCCAUACCAUUUAUCGCUCACAAUUUUAGCCUGUACUACGGCUACCGCAGCAGGACCUGCAAGCUUGUGACGGCCAUGAAGCACGACAUACAGAAAUAG